This is a messenger RNA of Branchiostoma floridae (Florida lancelet), 9726 nucleotides long. Its product is annotated as protein PRRC2C-like. The transcript is spliced from 23 exons. NCBI's taxonomy places the organism in Eukaryota, Metazoa, Chordata, Leptocardii, Amphioxiformes, Branchiostomatidae. The coding region runs from base 241 to 8556 and encodes 2771 amino acids. Gene Ontology annotation, biological process: cell differentiation. The record is from RefSeq and is a predicted model, not a curated record.
GUGGGAUUCUAUGACGUCUUCGAAAUUUGUAUUAUCAUAAUUUAUGCAUCCUUCAUUGGGACGCCAUCUUGGUUCGCCAACGUAGAGAAAAGACUGAAAGAAAAUCCAGUGCCAUCCUUGGAUAAUUCGACGGUAUCCGCCGUAAAUUGUCUCUCAGACAUAAACCCAGAAGAACGGGCCGAGAAAGAGGCACGUUCAUAGGGUGCCGUUAGUGCAGCCACUCGAUGACCUUCAUUCAGGAUGUCCGAGCGCUCGGGGAACACCGCCAAGGGGAAGGAUACUGGAAAGAAGUACUCCCAACUCAACCUAUACAACACUUAUAAGGGCAAGAGUGUAGAGCAACAGAAGACAACAACAAUCAAACAUGGCUUACAGAGUCUUGGCAAGGUGGGCACCGCUCGUCGGAUGCCCCCACCGGCAAACCUUCCUAGUUUGAAAAGCGAAAACAGUGGAAACGACCCGAACGUCAACCUCGUGCCAGCAGGAGGGUCAGGAUGGGGUGCUUCAAAGGACAAGGACAGCAGUACUACUUCUUCAGCAGCCAAUCAGCAGCCGGAACAGCAGCCGCCGCAGGCUUCACAGCCGUCGGCAACCUCACAGGGACAAACUUCCACAGCACAGAAGACAUGGAAACAGGCAGGUGCAAAACCACCAGAGAAGAAAGGAGGUGCUUUUCCGCAGAAUUCCCAGUACUUCAACAAAGAAUUCCCAACCUUGGGGAAAGAAGAAGAAGAAAACAAACCUGCCAAGGAGCAGCAAUAUGGCCCUGGACCAAGCCUCCGCCCGCAAAACGAGGGCAGUUGGAGAGCAGGAGGUGGUUCAAACCAGAAAGAACAGCAGCCGAAAUCCGAUCAGGACCAAGGAAAUGGUACACCAUCCUCCCCUGGCCCAGGUGGCGGUGGAGGGGCCGCCCCGGCCGGGGGCCCCCCUGCCCCUGGCCGCCCGGGCAUGGGGAUGAACGGUGUACCUCCAGGGGGACCCCCUGGAUCUGGAAUGCCACCUUAUCCCCAGUAUAGAGCAAUGCCACCUUAUAUGUAUGGUCGUUUUCCGCCAGGAGGUUUUCCUCCUAAUUUUCCUGGCAUGCAAGGAGCCCCCAGGUACCCAUAUCCCUUCCCUGAUGCCCGCUACGGACCACAGGCCCCCGGCCGCGGGCCCCCGCAGCACUCUGGCCGCCCACCGGUGGAGGGUGAGGACGGUUACUCGCGACCGUCGGUGGUCCCGGACUUGAACCAGCCCCUGGACAAUGACGAUGACGGUGGCUGGGCAGGGGCACAAGAGGAAGUGGACUACAGUGCAAAACUUGUCUUUUCUGAUGAUGAAGAUGCAGAAGCAGGCUCUUCAUCCCACAAAAAGUCCUCCAAAGAAGGCUGGGAUGACAGAUCCCAGGAUGACAGGCCUAGAGAGCGGUCCCGGGAAGACAGAGGACAGGACAGGAGAAAGGACUCAGAGAGCUCUGACAGAAGUGGAAAGGACUUAGAAAGGCCUGGUCCACCAAAGGAAGCAUGGGCGCAGCAGCAGAUGUCUGGCAGGGGACCUCCUCCCCCUGCUGGCCGCAUGCCUGCUGGUAUGGAUCCUCAGACAUGGAGCCGUAUGCAAGCCCAGUGGGAUCACCGUGGACCUCCACCUGGCUACUAUCCCUACCCCUUCCAUGGACAGUACAGAAUGCCCCCGCCAGGGCCCCCUCGGGAAGGCAUGGUGCCCCCUGCCGAGGGGAUGGCAACACAGCCCCCCAGGGAGGGGGUCCCUGGGCCCCAACCAGGCCAGCAAAGACCACCAUACCCCACUCAGCGCUUCCCGCAAGGUGUUCCCCCUGCUCAACAGCAGCUUGAGAAGGAUGUGGAGGAAGUUGGGCGCAAGGCUCGCCACAACAAACCUGUGUCCGACGAAGUUGCCGCCGCCAUCGAGCGAGCUCGCAAGCGACGCGAGGAGGAGGAAAAACGGGAAGAAGCCGAACGCAAGAGAGCUUGUGCAGAAAAACUGAAAAAGCUUGAAGCAAAGAUGGGCUUGAAGGAAGAAAAGGAGGGGCAACAGAAAGAGGGGACGGAGGUAGAGGAAGUUACUGAUGAGAAUAAAGAGAACAUUGUGAACGCAGCAUCAGUUUCUCCAUCUCCCAAACCACCUGCGGAGCCCGCAAAGCCGGAACCUUUUCACGCUGGACCGGAGACGAUCGUGAAGCGGCCACGAACGGAAAGCGAGAGCAGCCGCGACAGCGGCAAAGGACGGGAGAACUUCAUUCCUCCCAGUGGACAGCAGACCUUUGCAGAGCGUGGGCCAGGCGGGCAGCAUCCCAGCUACUCCCGACAGUUCCAGAGGAACCUGCCACCUCGCUUCAUGAAACAGUACCUACAGCAGCAGCAACACCAUCAACAUCAGCACCAGCAACAACAACAACAACAACAGUCCUCCCAGCCUGCCCAGCAGGAGAGCAGACCUCAGCCACAAGCUGCUGCCCCUGGAGUGCCCCCUCAUCACACCAUGGGGCCGGCUCCUGGGAUGCCGUUUGACCCACGGAUGGACCCACGCGAUCCCCGGUUGUGGGGACCACCACACCACCCGCACAUGGGCAUGCCUCCACAGUGGGACCCGCGUAUGCAACAGAGAAUGCAAGUCAUGGAGGGCCAACAUGUCAUGGCACCAAUACCUCCGCAAGUUAUACCACAAAAGAGGAUCAUGCGACGGGACCGCACAGACAGCAUGGGCUCCGGAUCGGACAGUCACGACGGCGACCGUCGCACUCCGGAACAACGAGGGCCGACUCCCAACCAACACGAGAGGGACGGCAGAGGACCUCCUCUUCCGCAGGUCAGCGAGAGGCCACAGCAAGAGGAGCCCAAGAGGUCCACGGUACAGCAGGACCCGUUUGAGGAGUCUGAACGUUCUGAGGAACUGAAGCGAACUGAAAAAAGAGACCACAAGCGAGAGGACUGGAGGUCGCAUCAUGAGCAGCCAUCUGCAGACACUCAACAGAAUGAAGACACUCAAAGGAACGAGAGAAGAGCUCUCAAGAGGUCAGCCUCAGCUCUGUCCAAUACAUCCAGCCAGUCAGACGAACUUAAGCACAGAAACGAGCCUCCAAAGAUGCCUCUUCCUGAUACUGCUAAACCUACAGGGGAAGAAGGGAUGAAAGACCACCAAGCUAAGAGCAGGGAUUCGUCCCGUGAAAGCUCUGGCUAUAGGCAGCGGCAAGAAUACGAGAGACCCAGAGCCUACCGUGACAGGGACAGGUCUGGGCGCCCCAAGCCUGAGCUUCGAGACAGAAGACUUGCAGACCGGGACAAGAAGGACAGUAAACCUGACAGUUCCAGAUCCGGCCCCAAGGAUUCUGGCAAAGACCGCAAGCAGAAGGACACCUCGGAGAAAUCUGCCGAGCCAAGUGCCAAGCCCGUGUCAGCCUGGGAGAACAGAAGCAGAACAGCAGAAGUGGUCAAGAAAUCCACCACUGAUGAUAGUAAGCCAUCAAAGGAGCCAACAAAGGAAGAUAACAAAGACAAAAUGGAGUCCAAGGAGAACAAACUACCAGCUAAACCUGACAGACCCACAGACAAACAGGAAAGAAUUGAAGACAGACCUGUACAGAGAAGAGAGGACUCCCGGCAGGACUUCCAUCAGGACAACAGGCCUCGGAGAAGAGAUGACCGCCCAGAGCGUCCGCCCAAUCAGCAGCGUAAAGAUCGUUCUCGAGACAGACCGCCACGUGAUAGGACGUCAUCGCGUGGUAGAGGAACUAGAGGACCGAGCUACAGGGGCACGUAUCCCGCAGUAAGGGGGAAAGGUCGCGGGCGUGGAGAAUACAGAGGUGGACGAGGAGGACCCAGCAGGCCGUUCCACAGUCGAGAAAAAUCUCUGGACGACAACGCUCCCAGCGGCAGCUCCGACAACGAUGAAGCCCCUCAGCGCAGGAGAAAGCCUGACGAAGUGAGUGAUGUUGAUAGUGAUGUCGAAAGUGCGGAGACCAUCAGCGAAUCCUCACACAGUGCCAAAGCCUCGCAAGAGGACCUGUCUAGGGAUAAGGAAAAGGCAGACAAGGAGAAAUCCGAGAGGGAGGGAGGCAAACACCCAGACACAGUUAACAAAGGGUUUCCCAGAGACAGGGAUGCCAACAGGCGAGGCAGGGAUGAUCGCGGUUUCCGAGCCCGUGGGGAGCCCACCAGAAGAGGCAGGGGUGGGAGUGCGCCAGUCCGCGGCUCUGGCCGAGGCAUGCCGAGAUUCGGCAGCAGAGGCAGGGGUGGCAGUGCUGCGCCUCCCAGAAAUCAUUACGAGGAGAGGGACGACAGAGAACACAAAAACUUUGACAUGAACAAGAGGGAGGAGGGUGAAGGCAAAGAUGACCAUCGCCCUAAUAAUGAUCGCCAAAGAAACAGCAUGCAGCGCAAAUCUGACGGAAGAGGUCCUCCUCUCCGCGACAGGCCUGACAGGGAAAAGAGAAGGCGACCUCCCCGACCAGAAAGACCGCCUCGGUUCCAGCGCGGCCCUCGCCCAGACAACAGAUACAGAUCGAACGAUAACCGAGGUCAGGGUGCCGGCCGCCCCCCUCCCAGGGGCAGCGCUUCUGUCAACAGUCUACCCAACGCCGUGACCAGUAAGCCUCCUCUCCAGAGGCAGAACUCCGCAGGACAAGUCGACGAGGUGGAAGAAUGGGAGACUGCAUCAGAGAGCAGCGACUUCAACGAUAGGAAAACCAAGGACACCAAGCCCGACUCAAAAGAUGCCAAGCCCACGUCUGCACAGAUGAAGAAAGAGCCCCAAGCCAAACGCACCUACUCCAGCCAGCGACCGGGGAACGAACGGCAGAAUCGUCGCGGCGGUGACGGCCCGAAUAGAAGGGACGGGGGACCCAACGGUCGCCCUGAUAGGAGACCUCCUCGUGGUGACAAUAAAGACUCAAACACAGGAGGCAAUGGCCCAAACAGAAAGGGACUUCCUUCAAAACCACCCGCAAGUAACAGGCGCAUGGACAGUACCUCUGGAUUGAGUGCAAUAGAUACCAAGAAUGUCAGCACAGUCUACCGUGUGGAUGAGAUCAUACCAACAGACCCAGUGGCCAUCCAAGGAGCACUGCGAGACCUCCAGAAUCGCAGCAAGAAGAAAGAAGUCAACGGGAAGACCAAACCACAGCAGGAGAAAGUGGACAAGCUGGCUGGGAUUGAUAUCAACAAUUAUGCAAGUGUUGUGGUAAUCGACGAUGUCCCAGAAAUGACAGACGAGGACCCGAUAGCACUGAUGAAUGACGAGGGCUUCACGGAGGUCAUGUCCAAGAAGAAACAGAAGGCCCUGGCAGACGAGGAGCGCCGGCGCAAGGAAGAGCAAAUGCUCCGAGAGGCCCUUCAGAAGGCAAGGCAGAACAACAUGCACGACAAGGGAGGGAAGAAACUGCCACCUCGGUUUGCUAAGCAGAUGAACAGCACGACCGCCACGACCAAUGGACAGCCACCCCUGAAGAUUGACACAUGGGAUGCCAGCCAAGCAGACAACAUGACAAAGACUGAAGCACCUGCUGCAAAUAAUAAAAAUGUGAGGCUGACUCCACCUCCGCCACCAUCCGUGAAUGCCUGGGACAAGCCCAUCUCGUCCAUCAACGCCCAGUCCCCGAUCCCUCUCAUCUCCAGCCAGACACCCACAGUCACAACCAGCACACCCUCCACCACUCAGAACCUGCUGAACAAGGCUGUGGGCGCGGAACGCACGCCCGACAAGAAGGCCAAGAUGAACCAGCACGACAGCGGCGUGGAUUUGAGCGUGGACUCGCGGGGCUCGUCCCUUUCCUCUUCCCAGCGAAGUUCGCCUGAGAACGAGGAACACAAGGCCUCCCAGCUGGGGUUAGACCCAAGCCUGUUGAACCACAUCGGGGAAACGGCCGUCGAGAAGGAUGGAAAACACUCCAAAGGCGGUCAGGAAGGAACUAGUACUUCAACACUGGAGCCUCCCAAGCCACAGAGAUCCAUGCGUCAAGACAGGGUAAAAGACAGGUCCGUCUCCAACACCAGGUCCAAGUCCUUCGACACCACACGGAACCACAGCGCUGGUGACGGUGGUCCGGAAAGUGGUGCCAAAGGGAAGGAGGGCUUCCCCAAGAAGUCGUCUUCCUUCGAUAUGGAUGAUGCCACACAGGUACCUCCAAGUGAAGGCUCUGUAAAAGCACCUGACCAGACCGAAGGUGCUGUUGAUCAAUUCAGACCAGACACUCCCAAGGGUGGUGGUGAUGGCGACGAGUUGGCGUCCAGUGUGGCAUCAACUCUGGACAUCAAGCCUGACGUGUCCCUCCUGAACGCUGGGUCCCCCCGUCCCGUGGACAAGACCAAGGCUGGCCUCCCCCAGUCCAUCCCCAUCACCAAGGGUGUGACUGCGGGCAUCCAGUCCCCCGUCUCUCCAGCGACCGCUGACCUGACCUUGAAAAUGGAGCUCGGAAGGAAGGCUUGGGAGAACCUCCCGCCUGUUAUGGAGCAUAGUGUCCCUUCGCCGAGCUCUGUCACGCCGUCCAGCAACCAGCCCAUGUCCUCCAGCCCCUCCAUUGGGGCCUCCAUAGGGACCACGGACACCAAGACCUACAGUACCUUCUCCACUGUAGCUGCCGAGGGCCCGGGGGUGGGCAACGUCAGUUCUGAUGGAGGGAACACAGGAUCCCUGUCUCCUAUUGUGUCCAUGCCGGUGGCAUCAGCUGUGACCACCAGCUCGAUCCAGCAGCCCUCCAUGAAGCCCAGCAAUGACCAGCCCAAUGUGGCUAAAGUCAAGCCUCAGCAGUUACAGAUAACAUCUAUGACCUCAGGCAGUAGCUCAGCCUCAUCUAUAUCUGGUGGAAACUACCAGGCCCAGUUCUCCAGCCAGGCUGAUCAGAUGCAGAGUCUGCAGGCCUUCAGUGUGACCAAACCCAGCCAGUUCCAACCAUUCUAUGCACUGGACACCACUCAGUUGUUGCCCCAGGCACAGGUUUUGGCCAGCCUUCAGCAGCAACAGCCUGGCACUGGGUACCAGUUCCCGAUGUCCCAGCCUCAGCAGCUGCAGCCUCUUCUCAACACCACCUUCCAGACACAGUUGAGCAUGAACCAGAUCCAGCUGGGGGGCCACCAGACACAGUUAGGAGGCAUGAACCAGACUCAGCUGGGGAUGAGCCAGACUCAGCUGGGGAUGAGCCAGGGCAUGCAGCCCCCGCCGCCCCAGUCUCAGGCCCAGGAAAUGUUCCAGUCUACUGCGAUGCAGGGCUUCCGUUCCCAGCAGCAACUCUCGCAGACCAGCUUCUCGCAAGGGUCCAUGCUGAUUUCCGGUAGCGGAGGACCCCUGAUGUCCGCGUCGGCGUUCAAGCCCCCGCAAAACACGGCAUCGAAUCUCCAGUACGGCCAAACGCCGGUAGGGGCGCAGCCUUCCCAGCAGGUGUUCCUGCAGUACGACCCGACCCAGGCCAACCAGGGCCUGGCGGCCAACACGUCCAUCCUGAGCUCGCAGGUGUUGCAGGCUCGUCCAGCGACCCUCCAGCAGCCGACCUCUUUCCUUCAGAACCAGCAGCAGUCCCAGAACACGUACUACACUGCCGCUCCAUCUCCAUCCAACCAGCUGCAGCAGCAGUCCCUACAGCUGGGCCAGUUCUCCCUGCAGGGGUACCCCAGCACUGCGCAGGCAGCUCCGCAACAACUACACAUUCCAUUACCCCCCUCGGUGCAGCAGCAGCAAAACCAGGGACUGAAGUCGGCACUGGAGGCCAUGGCACCGGGCAUCGCCGCCGAGGUUAGUCGGCAAGAGGCCAACGCAAAAGUGUACGGUGUCGGGAAGGACCACGCGGGGAACGCUACGCCGCCUACGAGCUACACGCCGAAGAACGUGACUCCGACGUCGAGUCCGUUCCGCCCCAGCACGACCAGCCCAUCGUGGCAGACUGGAACGAGCGGGUUGUCUCAGUACCAGAAGCAGCAGAGCCACCUGCGGCACUCCCAGCCGCAGUACCAGCACCAGGCUGGCUUCCCUCCCACCGGGCAGCAGAAGUUCCAGGUCCUCCAGGGAGGAGGGCUUCCCACUCAGCUGGGAGCCACCAUGCUCGCUCAGAGUGCAGGAUUGGUGCGACCUCAACAGGCCAUGCAGCAGACCAUGCUGCAGCGAGCCCCGCAUCACAGUGCUUACCCGGCACCCAUCCAGCGCCCCACCAUCCCCCUCCCCAGCCAGAUUCCUGGAGUCAUGACUAGUGUCCCUCGGCAGCAAAGGCCUGUGGCGGGGAUUCCAGUGAUGCAUCAGCAGGGGCAACAACAACAGCAGCAGCAACGACAACAACAACAGUCACAAACAGUCCCAGGCACCUCAUCUGCCCAGCAGAAGCUUAAGGAUGCUCAAGCACGACAGAGAGCUGAGUUGCUGCAGCAUGCCCAGAAGUUCCUGAGCCAGCAGGGGAAACCUCCAUCCAAGUCUUCUCCGUCGCCUGGAACCCAAGACGAGAAGGGAGACAAAGCCAAACCAAGUCCAGAUACCAUGGGUGCCGCCUCCGCUGCAGGCACUAGAGCUGAGGACACCCAUGCAGCUGCCAAACCUGAUGAAAAGAUGAAAGAAGGGAGUGAUCACAAGGAUGGCUCCAAGUAAAUCCAGUCCUCUGCCAUGUCAGAGAUAGAUAUAACACUAUACAGUAUAUAUAUCGAGGCUAGGAAGAGAUAACGUGUCAUCCCUUGAGGAGGAGGGACUGGUAUGUCUUGCAACGGUGAGAAAAGCCUCGGAAUGUCCAAGCCGGCAUUCAAGACUUUCUUCUUAUGAACGUGAGAAACUAUCGUGUGUCGUUUUCACUGUGACUGAUUACAUGUGAAAUUUUCAUUGUGGAGUUUCCAGUGGAUUUCGUGUCCUUGAGGAACCUAUCACCGAAUUGCUUAAGCUGCAACAAGAUGAGAGAGAAGUCACCAACCUGUCUACCAGAGGGUGUUUAGAGGCUGCAAACCCCGUGGUGUUAGAGUGGUAACGCAUCCACAAGCUCUCUGAGACAUUUGGUGUCAAGAGAUAUCUGUCAAAGCAAUCUUUUAAGAGACUAUUGAACUCUGAAGUCUUCUGUGAAGUGGAAGUAAAUACAGGCUACAUUGCCCCCUUAGCCUAAAGAUCAAGCAAGGAUUUGACUGUUGAAGAAUAUGGUACAUGUAUAAAAGGUAACAAGCUUACUUGCAGUGUUGGUGUAAGCAGUCUAUUUUCAUCGCCACUGUUGCUUAUCCACGCGUGUGUAUGUGAUAGAACAAUUGAUGGAGAAUUUUGACUUUCCGUUGGCGCCAGUUACGACAUGUAUAAUACGUGCACUACUAUUUGUCGAGACGUUCUGCAUUGUUGAAGAUUUAUUUCAUGUUAGCACUAUGUGAUCAGUGUUUGCAAGUAUGUAUGUGUCAACACUGCCCUUCCAUGAACUGGAUUUUUGCACUGUUAGUUCAUGAACAUGCACAGAGAAUGCUAGAAAUGAAAAAUAAAACUUGUGUAUAGCUUAUAGCAACAUAGGAAAAGCUUUAUCUCUCCAGGAGGUACCACUUGUUUCUUCCAGUAGGUGGGGAAGAGUGAAAAAUAAAACUGGACUGUAGUUAGAAGCAUGGGCCUGCCUCGGGAGUCUUGAGUUAAAUACACAGUAUAUCAUGUAGCUCAGUUGGACCGACCUGUGGAAACAAUUGUUUAGUACCAUGUUGAGAAUUUAUAAAUUUUUGGAAAUGUAUUGCAGUGUACAAAUUUCUACAUGCUAUAAGCGUCAGUCUGCACUAAAUAAAGUUACUUAAUAUGCAGUUUUUAAAA